CCGCGAGCGCGGGGUGUCAUGGCGGCCUGCAGGCAGUGCUGCUCGUGUCUGAGGCUCCGGCCGCCGGGCUGCGGUCCCCUCGGUCCCCUCGGCCGGCCCGGGCGGAGUCGGCCGCCCAUCUAUUUGCAGGCGCGAGCGCUGUGGAGCAGCAUCGGGUCCCGAACGGUGGCCGUGGACCUGGGCCACAGAAAAUUAGAAAUAUCCUCUGGAAAACUGGCAAGAUUUGCAGAUGGCUGUGCAGUGGUACAGUCAGGCGACACAGCAGUGAUGGUCACAGCGGUCAGUAAAACAAAGCCUUCACCCUCCCAGUUCAUGCCCCUGCUGGUUGACUACAGACAGAAGGCUGCUGCAGCAGGUAGAAUCCCUACAAACUACCUUAGAAGGGAGAUUGGCUCUUCUGACAAAGAGAUUCUUACAAGUCGAGUAAUAGAUCGUUCAAUUCGACCUCUCUUUCCAGCUGGCUAUUUUUAUGAUACUCAGGUAAUAUGUAAUCUGCUAGCUGUAGAUGGCAUCAAUGAACCCGAUGUCCUAGCAAUUAAUGGUGCUUCUGUAGCCCUCUCCUUGUCAGACAUCCCUUGGAAUGGACCUGUCGGGGCAGUACGAAUAGGAAUGAUUGAUGGAGAAUAUGUUGUUAACCCGACAAGGAAAGAGAUGUCUUCUAGCACUUUAAAUUUAGUGGUUGCCGGAGCACCUAAAAGCCAUAUUGUUAUGCUGGAAGCCUCUGCAGAAAACAUUCUACAGCAGGACUUCUGUCAUGCUAUCAAAGUUGGAGUGAAGUAUACCCAGCAGAUAAUUCAGGGCAUCCAGCAGUUGGUAAAAGAAAUUGGUGUUGCCAAGAGGACACCCCAGAAGAUAUUCACCCCUUCACCAGAGAUUGUGAAGUAUGCUCACAACCUCGCCGUGGAGAAACUCUAUGCAGUUUUUACGGAUUAUGAACAUGAUAAAAUUUCUAGAGAUGAAGCUGUUAACAAGAUAAGACUAGACACAGAGGAGCAACUAAAGGAAAAAUUUCCAGAGGUCGACCAAUUUGAAAUAAUAGAAUCCUUCAAUGUUGUUGCAAAGGAGGUUUUCAGAAGUAUUAUUUUGAAUGAAUACAAAAGGUGUGAUGGACGGGAUUUGACUUCACUUAGGAAUAUAAGUUGUGAGGUAGAUAUGUUUAAAACACUUCAUGGAUCAGCAUUGUUUCAAAGGGGACAGACACAGGUACUCUGUACUGUUACAUUUGAUUCAUUAGAAUCCAGUAUUAAGUCAGAUCAAAUUAUAACAGCUAUAAAUGGGGUAAAAGAUAAAAAUUUCAUGCUGCACUAUGAGUUUCCUCCUUAUGCAACCAAUGAAAUUGGCAAAGUUACUGGUGUAAAUAGAAGAGAACUCGGGCACGGUGCUCUUGCUGAGAAAGCUUUGUUUCCUGUUAUUCCCAAAGAUUUUCCUUUUACCAUAAGAGUCACAUCUGAAGUCCUUGAGUCAAACGGGUCAUCUUCUAUGGCAUCUGCAUGUGGUGGAAGUUUGGCAUUAAUGGAUGCAGGGGUCCCAAUUUCAUCUGCUGUUGCAGGUGUAGCAGUGGGAUUGGUUACCAAAACCAAUCCAGAGAAAGGGGAAAUAGAAGAUUAUCGUUUGCUGACAGAUAUCCUGGGAAUUGAAGAUUACAAUGGUGACAUGGAUUUCAAAAUAGCCGGUACAAAUAAGGGAAUAACUGCAUUACAGGCUGAUAUUAAAUUACCUGGAAUACCAAUUAAAAUUGUAAUGGAAGCCAUUCAGCAAGCAUCAGUGGCAAAGAAGGAGAUAUUACAGAUAAUGAACAGAGUAAUUUCAAAACCUCGAGCAUCUAGAAAAGAAAAUGGACCAGUCGUAGAAACAAUUAAAGUUCCAUUAUCAAAACGAGCAAAAUUUGUUGGACCGGGUGGAUAUCACAUAAAAAAACUUCAGGCUGACACAGGUGUAACAAUUAGUCAGAUUGAUGAAGAAACCUUCUCCAUAUUUGCACCAACACCUAGUGCAAUGCAUGAGGCAAGAGACUUCAUUAGCGAAAUUUGCAGAGAUGAUCAAGAGCAACAGUUAGAAUUUGGAGCAGUUUAUACCGCUACAAUAACUGAAAUCAGAGACACUGGCGUAAUGGUAAAACUGUACCCAAACAUGACUGCUGUGCUACUUCAUAACACGCAACUUGACCAGCGAAAGAUUAAACACCCCACUGCCCUAGGAUUAGAAGUUGGUCAAGAAAUUCAGGUCAAAUACUUUGGCCGUGAUCCAGCUGAUGGAAGAAUGAGGCUUUCCCGCAAAGUCCUUCAGUCUCCAGCUAUAACUGCUGUCAAAACUCUAAAUGAUAGAAGCAGCAUUGUAAUGGGAGAGUCUAUGUCACAGUCAUCAUCCAACUCUUCCCCUUGACUCCUGUUGGAAAUGGUAUUCAACAGUGAUAUUCUGCAAAGCAAACUUUAAUAGUCCCGUUUAAUGUGUAGAUUUCUAUAUAAUUUAAUGUUUGUAUUAAAAUGCUCUUUUCUGUAGGUGGAGUUUUCUGUAUUGCUAGCCAGUUUCCAAAUGACAACAUAGAGACUUACUAUUAAUUGUGAAAACUCAGCCAAUAGCUUACGCUUGUUUUUAGCUAGCUCUUAUAACUUAACCCAAUUCUAAUCUGUGUGCUGUCCAGAAGCUUAUUUACCUCUUCUACAUAAUAUCCAUCCUGCUUUCCAGCUUUUUCCAUGUCUCCUCCCAACUCCACCCUCUACACAGCAUCCUUUGUACCUGGAAAUCCUGCCUACCUAUUAGCUGUUCAGCUCUUUAGUAAAUCAGUCCAAGUGGUAUAUCUUCACAAUGUACGAAAAGAUUAUUCUACAGUACAUUUCAUGUGCCUUUUUUAUUUCAGGAUCAACCUAUAUUUGCCUUAUUUAUAUUAUAAAACCAAUAAAUAUUUAUUAUUUAAAGUAAUCUAUUUUUAGGGGGCUGUAGAGAGGGCUCAGAGGUUAAGAGCACUGCUUGCUCUUCCAAAGGUCCUGAGUUCAAUUCCCAGCAAUCACAUGGUGGCUCACAACCAUCUGUAAUGAGAUCUGGUGUCCUCUUCUGGCCUGCAGGCAUAUAUGCAGGCAAAACAGCAUAUAUAUAAGUAAAUAAAAAGCUAUUUUUAUAUCUUAGGACAGAUUACCUUUUUGUUUCUUUAAUUGUAAACUACUGAAAAAUAAUUGAUCAUGUAUGCUCUCCUAAGGCUCUUUUCCUCUGCCUUCCUUCUCAUGUUUGUUAAUGGCCAUUCUCCCUUAGGCAUCUUAUGGCUCCCCUUUACCCAGCAACUGUGCCUAGCUGCUGCUGUUUUGCAUACUAGAACUUGCCAUUUUGAAAGCCAGAACCUUUUCUUCACCGUAAUUACACAUUUAAUUGUCAUUGAGGGAGCUAAUUUGGUUCCAUUUUUAAUGGUAUGCCUUUCACAAAACCAUAAAUAUAGUGAGAUGAAUCUUAUAAAUGGGUUUCUCACUAGAGUGAUUUUUUUUUUCUUGGUUUUUCAAGACAGGGUUUCUCUGUGUAACAGCCCUGGCUGUCCUCAAACUCACAAAGAUCCACCUUCCUCUGCCUUUCUGAGUGCUGGGAUUAAAGGUGUGCACCACCAUGUCCAACUGUUUUAAUUACCUAAAUAUAAAAGAUACCACUAGAGUCAUUCUUUGUGUGUAUAUAAUUGCCACUGUGUGGAUAUAUUUUGUAUAUAUUUUUGGUAUAAGAGCUGAAGGAACCAUUAUUUAUGUAAUGUCAUGUUCAGUGUCCUAUUUUUUUUCUUUAGACAAGGUCUCAUUAUGUAGCUUUAGAUAGCCUGGAACUCAUUAUACCAGGCUGGUCUAGAACUGACAUCUACCUGUCAGACCCUAGAGUCCUACAAAGGCAUGUGUCACCAUACCUUGCUCAUUGCCAUAAUUUAAAACAUGCUACUAGUCCACAAAAAAAAAAAAAGCAGAUACUACAUAAUUUAGACUGUCUAAUCCUUUUAUAAUUCUUAUAAAAUAUAUGUGAAUUCUUACUCAGGGCUAAGUCAUAAGCUGUUAAAUAUGUGUCUGUCCAAGCCAAAUACUUUUAAGGUACAUUUAUAUGUAAGUCGACAAACAUUAUUCUGUGUAAAAGAGCAUAUUAAACAGCACCGAUACCCUUUCUGAAUUAGUGAAAGGAACUGGAAAUUAAAAAUUAAAUUUGAUUUCUA
Molecule: messenger RNA, 4168 nt
Organism: Microtus oregoni (creeping vole)
Lineage: Eukaryota; Metazoa; Chordata; Mammalia; Rodentia; Cricetidae
Gene: Pnpt1
Product: polyribonucleotide nucleotidyltransferase 1
Exons: 28
Coding region: 19-2382 (787 amino acids)
Biological process (GO): mitochondrial RNA 3'-end processing; mitochondrial mRNA catabolic process
Cellular component (GO): cytosol; mitochondrion
Molecular function (GO): 3'-5'-RNA exonuclease activity; polyribonucleotide nucleotidyltransferase activity; RNA binding
Source: RefSeq, a predicted model, not a curated record